Loxodonta africana (African savanna elephant) is the source of this 9151-nucleotide messenger RNA. It is a transcript of the gene TMTC1, whose product is annotated as transmembrane O-mannosyltransferase targeting cadherins 1. Gene Ontology annotation, biological process: protein O-linked glycosylation via mannose; RNA processing. Gene Ontology annotation, molecular function: protein binding; mannosyltransferase activity. Bases 146 to 2980 code for a protein of 944 amino acids. The transcript has 20 exons. Lineage: Eukaryota; Metazoa; Chordata; Mammalia; Proboscidea; Elephantidae. The record is from RefSeq and is a predicted model, not a curated record.
CGCGGGGCGCCGGCAGCGAGUGCAGCAGCCGCAGCACCAUGCCCGAGCCCACCUCCGGGCAGCCGCCGCGCGCCGCCAGAACCCCGGAAGGGGAGGAUGCCAGACACCCGGGAGAGGCCAGGACAGCGGUGGUGGCGGCGGCGCGAUGGUGGUGACAACCUCUGCCCGAAGCGGCAGCGGCGGGGACCGCGCGUCCCCCCGGCGGCGGGGCUGCGGACUCGCGCCGGCCGGGGCCGCGGCACUGCUCGCUGGGGCGAGUUGCUUGUGCUACGGCAACUCCCUGCAGGGCGAGUUCGUGCACGACGACGUGUGGGCAAUCGUGAACAACCCCGACGUGCGGCCCGACGCCCCGCUCCUCUGGGGCAUCUUCGCCAACGACUUCUGGGGCAAGGGCAUGGCAGAGAACACCAGCCACAAGUCCUAUCGGCCGCUCUGUGUCCUCACCUUCAAGCUAAACAUAUUUUUAACAGGCAUGAACCCAUUCUACUUCCAUGCAGUAAAUAUAAUUUUACACUGCCUGGUGACUCUUGUGCUGAUGUAUACCUGUGACAAAGCUGUCUUCAAGAGUCGUGGACUUGCUUUUGUUACGGCGUUGCUUUUUGCUGUGCAUCCUAUUCACACUGAGGCGGUGGCUGGAAUUGUUGGCAGAGCUGACGUGUUAGCGUGUCUGCUGUUUCUGUUGACCUUUCUCUCCUACAGUAGGAGUUUGGAUCAGUGUUGUGUUGGGGAAUGUUUCCCGCCCACAGCUUCUCCAUUGUUCUUGCUGCUCAGUUUGGUUCUGGGGACCUGUGCAAUGCUGGUGAAGGAGACAGGCAUCACGGUAUUUGGAGUGUGCCUGGUUUAUGAUCUCUUUUCCCUCUCCCACAAGCAAGAUAAAUCGAGCAAUGGGGUCAUCCAUCAGUGCAUCCCCCAGCAGCCUGGGUGCCCUCAGCCCUCCUCACUGCCAGCGCACCCUCACCGGGAGAAUGGAAAGCAGCGGUUCCCUCACAAAGGAGCUUGGGGUGCCUGCCACCCCCCAUUGCCACCAGAACCCAAGAGCAGUGGAUUUCCAGUGUCUCCAGGAACCAUGUGGUCCAUGAUGAGGUAUCUAACAGCAAGCAGCAAUAGAGAUUUCCUGCUUACCAUGAAGCCCUUUUUAAAAAGGGCUGUUUUGGUCAUAAGUUAUGUGAUUAUAAUUUUGUACUUCCGUCUGUGGAUAAUGGGAGGAUCCAUGCCGCUCUUUUCAGAGCAAGAUAAUCCAGCUUCAUUUUCGCCUUAUAUUCUUACAAGAUUCCUUACCUAUUCCUACCUCUUGGCCUUCAAUGUGUGGCUUCUGCUCGCACCCAUUACCCUGUGCUACGACUGGCAGGUUGGAAGUAUUCCUCUGGUAGAGACCAUAUGGGACACGCGGAACUUAGCCACCAUCCUUCUGGCAGUCGUGAUGGCCUUAUUAAGCCUACAUUGCUUAGCAGCCUUCAAGAGACUGGAGCACAAGGAAGUUUUAGUGGGCUUGUUGUUCCUGGUUUUCCCGUUCAUUCCAGCCAGCAAUCUCUUCUUCAGGGUGGGUUUUGUGGUGGCCGAGAGAGUCCUUUACAUGCCUAGCAUGGGCUACUGUAUCCUUUUUGUGCAUGGAUUGAGCAAGCUCUGCACGUGGCUGAAUCGAUGUGGGGCCACCACCCUGAUUGUGUCCACUGUGUUGCUGCUUCUGCUUUUCUCUUGGAAAACUGUGAAACAGAAUGAAAUUUGGCUGUCAAGAGAGUCCCUAUUCAGGUCUGGAGUUCAAACUCUGCCCCACAAUGCCAAGGUACACUACAACUAUGCCAAUUUCCUGAAGGACCAAGGUCGGAACAGGGAAGCCAUCUAUCACUACAGAACGGCACUCAAGUUGUAUCCACGCCAUGCAAGUGCCCUGAACAACCUUGGAACACUGACCAGAGACACCGCAGAGGCAAAGAUGUACUACCAGAGGGCUCUCCAGCUAAACCCACACCAUAACCGGGCUCUUUUCAAUCUCGGAAAUCUCCUUAAGUCCCAGGAGAAAAAAGAAGAAGCCAUCAUCUUACUGAAGAAUUCCAUUAAAUAUGGCCCAGAGUUCGCGGAUGCAUAUUCCAGCUUAGCUUCAUUAUUGGCGGAGCAGGAAAGAUAUAAGGAAGCUGAGGAGAUUUACCAGGCUGGAAUAAAGAACUGUCCAGACAGCUCAGACUUACACAACAACUAUGGGGUUUUCUUAGUUGAUACUGGCUCUCCAGAGAAGGCAGUGGUUCAUUACCAACAAGCCAUCAAACUUAGCCCAAGUCAUCAUGUGGCCAUGGUCAACCUGGGAAGACUGUAUAGGUCAUUGGGAGAGAACAAUGUGGCUGAAGAAUGGUACAAACGCGCACUGCAGGUGGCACGCAAAGCUGAGAUUUUAUCACCUUUGGGAGCGCUGUAUUACAACACUAACCGUUAUGAAGAGGCUUUGCAGAUUUACCGAGAAGCCGCAGCACUUCAGCCCUCUCAGAGAGAACUCCGCUUGGCACUGGCUCAGGUUUUGGCUGUGAUGGGUCAGACAAAAGAAGCUGAAAAGAUGACCAAUCACAUUGUGUCGGAGGCGACCGGAUGCCUUGAGUGCUAUCGCCUUUUGUCAGCAAUCUACAGCAAGCAAGAGCGCCACCACAAGGCACUUGAUGCUAUAGACAAGGCUCUCCAGCUGAAACCAAAGGACCCUAAAGUCAUAUCUGAACUUUUUUUCACAAAGGGAAACCAGCUAAGAGAGCAGAACCUUCUUGACAAAGCUUUUGAGAGCUAUAAAGCAGCCGUGGAGCUAAAUCCAGAUCAGGCACAGGCCUGGAUGAACAUGGGAGGAAUCCAGCACAUCAAGGGAAACUAUGUAUCUGCAAGAGCUUAUUAUGAGAAAGCCUUACAACUGGUUCCUGACAGCAAAUUGCUGAAGGAAAAUCUCGCCAAAUUGGAUCGCCUAGAAAAACGAUUACAAGAAGUUCAAGAAAAGGAUCAAACAUAACAGCGUUUUGACCCAGUCUUGUGGAACAUGGCUGGUACCUCUAGAAGAGGAGAAAGUGAUGGAGGCCUUGCUUUCACAUCUCCAGGGGUACAACCAAUGAAGUUUUUCUCUCUCCUGGCUCGAGGUGGCAGAUUUUGGGACACCUGCUGGUAAUCCUGGUGCUGAGAGACUUGCAUUGCCAAGAAAGAAGACAAAAAGAGCAAGCAAGGGCAAGGAGGUCUGGGAGGGAAGGAAAACAACAACUACACGUUUUACAGAUUGUUGCUUGGCUUAACUCCAGAUUUCCCUUCAUAUGUUUGUCUGCUUUUGCAGCCUGGAGAUCUCAUUCCAUGUCUUAGCCUAGCCUUUUAUGCCCCAGACGGGCAAAGCUUGGAAUGUUACGAAGGCAGAACAUCUAUUCUUUAUGGGAUGAGAUAUUUCAAAGAGGAUAAAUUCUCUGGGACAAGCCAUUUGGAAAAUUAUACCAAGAGGUGACUUGUUUAAUUUUCCAGAACCAGAAAGGAGUGUCUGUAGUCUUUGUAGAACCUUCCAGAAUAUGUGGAGAAAGGGUGAUUGUUAAGUGAGUUUAUCUAAUAUUCCCCUAAGAACAUUGCUAGAGCCCUAUUGAAGAGUAAACUAAGCUCCUCUCUGAUGCAAGCUUUUCCCACUGCUUUAAUAUAUCAAAAGGGAAGCUUCUGAAACUGUAUAUGGAUAUCCUUGCCCCUAAGGGAGCUUAGUUCUCUAAUACUUUAUGGAAAUGUUUAAAAUUAUUUUAAUGUUAUUACAAGUAUUACUAGAGUAGUGGUUCUGCUCUAAGAGUUCAAAAGAAAAAAAAAACCCCAGUGCCGUCAAACGAGUUCAGAAGUGCUUUUAAAUUCAUAAAUGUUCCCACCUCCAAAUAUAUUGUUAUUUUGGUGGAGAAAAAAAUAGUAUAUUCUAUGAGAAAAAUUAUUAAAGAUAUUAACUGAGAGAAAUGUCCUACUUUAUUAUCUUAGUGUUCAGACAUGAGAUUUAUUAUUUUUUUGAAAAAUAUAUUUAACAAUUGAGGAUUCCUUACAAUAUAUCACAGAAAUCUUCAUAGACUCAACUAGAUGGAAAGAGAGCUCUAUUUAUUUGUCUUCCUUGGCGUAAGAAGAAUUCUGUACUUAGAAAAUGAGUGGUUGAAACCCAGAGUCCUUGGUUCUGUAAUUUUAAUUUGGGGGAUUUUAUGGAGAAUGCUUAAAGAAUCUAAGGGAAAAAAGUCUAAAUUCAUAAUUAAAUAUAUAUAUAUAUAAAAGGGAAGGCAAAGUUGAAUUUGUAAUUUGGACAUCUAUUUUUUAGUAUUAUUUAUUUCUUAACUUAUGAAAUAUUUAAUAUAUAUACACUUGUUUUUCUUCAUAGUGGUUUUAAUACAAACUUUCAACACUGAUCAUAUAAAAAAUAUAAAUCUAAAUUACAAAGUAGUUAAGUUUUAACUUCUCAAAAAACUGGUAUUGAUUAUUCCCUUGUUAAAGAAAUUAGGGAUCAGCCUUCAGUGUUUGGGUGGUAAUUUAUUUUGAAAGUGAAGAAAUUGGAACACCUGAUUCUAAUUUGGUCAUCACCGUAAUAAAAAUAACCACUUAGGCAGCGCUGGUCUCAGUGCUGAGGCAGCCAUCCUACAGAUGUGCUAGCCUUGAAGGCAUACGUUAUUGCACAUGCUCUGGCUAGUGCAGGAUAAAAAGCCUUCCACUUCUCAACCCAGUGUUAGGAAGCACUGCCUCUGUACGUUCUUAUAUUUUUGUUAAGGUAAGUCUAAAAUAAAAGGAAGAAAACUUUGGGUGGGGAUGGUUGGGGAAAUAAUUUAAAUGCACAAGAUUACAGGAUUUCAAAAUCUGAAUUAGCAUGUAUCCAUUUGUGUACAUCAAUAAUUCAAUAAUGUAUAUAUCACCAUGAUGAUCUCCUGCUUCUAAUAACCUUUCAGUAUAAUACAGCCUAAAUUUUAUCUAAAGUAUUUUUCUUCCCCCCAAAAUGACACCUUAGUCCUCAGGCCAAGAAAUGUAUCACACUGAUGUAAAAUUACCACUACCGCUGCCCUGCAAUUGAAAAACAGGAACCCCUAGGAAUUUAUCACAGCUUUUCAGAAUAACUUGUAACCAAAAUUUGGGCUUAGAAAGUUCAUAGAAAAGGCUGAGCCCCAUAUUUUGAAAAGCAAUAUGCCUUAUUUGGAGUGCUUCUAAAGGUGUGAGGAUGUAUUUACUGAGGUAAUCGAAGAAAUUGAAAGUUAUUCAUUAUAACUUUUUUUUUUUUUUUUUUGAGGAAAAGGGUUCCAUGGCAUUCAGGAGACUCUGCUUUCCUAGGGGUGCAUUACUUUCUGUCUUUCUGUCUGUACACAUUGGUGUCUCGGAGCAUUAACAGUAAACAUUGUUGGAGCAGAUAUUUUUGCCUUGAGUUAAUACCUUCACUAUGACGUAGCCAAUGAAAUAGCUUUCACAAUAGAAAAGGAGCCUAUCAGAAUAAUUUACAUAUUUUAUUUAAAAGAUAUUAAGUGUGUUUUGUAACUAUUUUAUUUGGUCCUUGUAAUAUGAAAUAUCAAAAUAAAAAUGGAGUGCCCUGGCUUGUCAUAGAAAUACAUACAAAAAAAAAAAACAAAAAAACCCAAACUGGUUGUCAUGGAGUGGAUUUUGACUCAUGGUGGCCUCAUGUGUCAGAGUAGAACUAUGCUCCAACAGGGUUUUCAAUGGCUGAUCAUUUUGAAAGUGUAUCAUCAGCGCAUUCUUCCAAGGUGCCUCUGGGUGGGCUUGAACUUGUUUUUAACCUUUCGGUUAGCAGCCAAGUGUAUUAACCCAGUACACCACCCAGAAUCUCAGAGAUGCAUCCAGUUUGCCUUUAAUGAAGGCAUGAUGGUACGUGAGCUGAUAGCACCUUUCUGAAAUGGAGGAUCAGAGCGACCACCCUGAGAGUGAAAUCCGUGCUUUCCCACAGGCUCGCACUCAGAUGCGCCUUGUGCUUGGUUGAAUGCUCUGCUGUCGCCAUCUUGAAAUUCUUAUAAUUUUUUUAACAAGAGGCCUUACAAUUUCAUUUAACACUAAACCCAUGCUGUCGGGUCGAUUUUUGACUCCUAGUGACCACACCGGACAGAGUAGAACUGUCCCAUAGGGUCUCCAGUGAGCGGCUGGUGGAUUCGAACUGCCAACCUUUUGGUUAGCAGCCAAAGUCUUAACCACUGCGCCACCAGCUGGUCCUGGGUAGGAGGGAAGUGGCUCAGGACAGGACAGAAAUUGCUUUUGCCUGUUAAAUACUCGAUGAUCAGAUACAAUGAUCAGAGUUUUUUAUUUGUGACUGCAUUACUCUGAGCAGCAUUUGCUAUUGUUUCUCAGCUACGUUUGGAGUUCCUCAUGUGCACAUUUCUCUGUCCAGCUCCAGGUCUGUCUGGCCUGUUUUUCGAGCCUCUUUACAACCGAGUCUCCCAGCCCUCAACAUCCAUCUACCUGGCAGUCCUUUGACAUGUCCUUUGACAUAGAAGCCAUGAGAAUGGCUUUAGAAGCUUAUUUUAACCUAAAGAAUUAUUCACUUCAGAAUAUUUAAUAGGACAAGUAAUAAACGUUGUUCAUCUUUUUUUUAUCAGUGCCCCAAAACUAGGACCCAAAAAGAGGUUUAAAAAUGUAAAAAUUCUUGGCAGCUGUGUUUUGGAAUUUUAAAAAUUAUUCAGUGCUCACUUCAGCAGCACAUACACUAAAACUGGAACGAUACAGAGAAGAUUAGCAUGGCCCCUACGCAAGGAUGACAAGGAAAUUCGUGAAGCAUUCUAUAUUUGAAAAAAAAAAAAUUCAAGUGUUUUCAGUCUACUAAAGAGAUUCAGAAAACAUGAUUUCAGUGAUAUAAAAUGGGGGAACUAAACCAAAGAUUCAACUACCUUGGAGGAAAAGAAAUUUUAGGAAAUUCUGAGAUAUAUUCGAGUGUGUUUAUUUUGAAGCCUAUCAUAAAACAAAGAGGAUUGUCACCACUUUAAUUCCUACUCCUUAUAAUACUUGAUAGCCCUCAGCAUAAAAUUCUGAAAUCCACACCAGGCGGUACCUAGUUUAAUGCAAACUUUUUUCUGUGGUUGUUCAUAUGUUUUUCAUUACCUGCAUUUCAGCCAGACUCUAAAUGAGAAAAUACAAACUGACCUACAAAAACUGUAAUUUCAGGAGGAAUAAAAAGCAAAUGUGUGUUCUUUUUGUGGUCUCUAUGGAAUAUUCAGUUUCCUUAGAUUGAACAGCUGCAUUCAGCUGAUAGUUCCCUCACACACAAAAGCUAUCAACUGGGACCGCUCCCUGCAGUCACCUGGGGAGCUUUAGAAAUCCCUGAUGCCCUGGCUCCCCAGGUGAUGCUAAUAUGCAGCUAGGCUAGAGAACCACUAUGAAGCUGACAACUUUGAUGGACGUUUCUGACUUUUACAAAAGAGAAGUUUAUAAUCUUUUGUAAUUUUUACUUUUCAGUCUAGACUAAAAUGAGCCAAAGAAUUAUAAAGAAUGAUUUAUGACACAGUUGGUUGCUUGAGGCUAUUGUGCCCAGACUGACAAACAGGUGAUUGCAAUUGUGGCAGUUGGACUAUGAUUUGGCCUUAUUAUUUACAGAAUUCUUAGCUCUCAGAUGGAAAGGAAUUGUCUUGUCAUUUGCGUGCACCAGAUAAGGUGUCCAGUAUAUAAAACUGAUAUUCUUUAUGACUUGUAGAAGGUUCACAUGGCAUAGAGUUUACACCUAGAUAUGUGACUCUAUUUGUGUAUACACAUGUCAGAUUUUGUUAUUUCCUAAUUGUACUUGCUAGAAUCAGUUUAAAAAAAAAAAAACCUGCUUUGAUUUGUGGUGGAUGUACCCCUUAGAUUAAUCUAUAGAAUAUUACUAACAGCAUUCCAGGCAAACAUAGUUAUAGGUAUAUUAUUUUUUUUUUUUUUUUCCUUGUUUCCAAGUCACAUACUUUGAUUAGAUUGUAUGUUGGUUUAAAAAAAAAUUUAAUAUCUAAACGGUACCAUUUUACAUUUUAAGAGUAAAUACCUGUCAAAUUUUGCUUGUAGGCUAUAGCUGAGUAAGGUAAAAGCUUACAGUGCCAAAAAAUAAUAUAGAAAAAUAUUAUAACUUUUUAUGAUUCUUCAAGUUUUUAAUGCAAAAGAGAAAUAUGUUGAAUAGUCCUUCCAAAAACAGCACUUCCCUCAUUAUUUUUUAUUUUUAGUAAUUAUGUAACUUAAAGAGAAGAAAUAAAAUAACUGCAGUCAAAGACAUGGCUUAAUAUCAGUAAAAUAAAAUUGUACAACAAAAUUGAUGAUAUUCAUAUCUAUCACUUGGCUGAUAUUAAAAUAUUCCAUUUAGCUUACCAAGGAUUCUUUCAGUUAAAACUUUUAGGGCAUGUAACUCAUAAAAACAGCACCCAUUUCAAUGUAUGGUCAUUAUUUCAUAACUUUAGACCACCAUUUACUCCAGACUGGAAAAAGAUGUCUACGUUCAGAAAUCCAGCAGUUUCUUUCCAUUCUCAUGGCGUACAUGGUAUAUACUUGUAUCACAUCUGGUAGUUUCCAGUGUGCAUAAUGUCCUUUUGGAUUUGUCUGUAGGAACAAAGCAGUAGUCCAAGAAUCAGAAAAUCUGUGUUCUAGUCUUGGCACUGCCAUGGAGGAGCCACCUCACCCUGGGCAAGUUACCAAGUAUCUCAGACAUGUUUGUCUCAUAGAACCUCUGCAAAAGUAACUUUGAAUCUGACUGAAAGCACUCUGUGUCUGAGACAACUCAAAAUGUUGCACUUUAUUAUAAUGAUUUUUAAUAGAAUUACCACAACAAAACACUGAUGUACACGACCCUAAAUGUGUCUGACUGAACUGCCCAAUACUUUAACAUGGCAGAGUAAUUACUCUUAUUUUGCAGUCUAUGCCCUUAAAAAUUCAUACAGUGAUUUUGGUACUUUUCUAGGGAAAAAAGAUUAAGACCUUCCUCAUAAGAAAUUUAAAUAUCUGUAGAAGCCAUGGCUUAUUUUAUAAUGUGUAAAUCAUUUGACUUGCUGUGACUCACACUGAUUCCUGCUUUUCAUUCCAAUUUUGAUCAGUUGUAUAUAAAUGUUCAUUUUUUAACUUUUGCUGCGCAAGUAUAUCUCCCAUAAAAUUUUCUCCCAUUAAGUCUGAUUGUGUAUGCUUUGCUUAGGUCUCUUCCAAAAUAAAAUUUAUAUAAAUGUUUAUUUUAUAUAAAAUAUGAUGAAAAUAACCAUGUCUG